Messenger RNA from Schistosoma rodhaini, 2647 nucleotides. Lineage: Eukaryota; Metazoa; Platyhelminthes; Trematoda; Strigeidida; Schistosomatidae. The record is from the annotation of a GenBank genome assembly.
CCAAGAGAGAACACAGUGGGAAUCACGAGUCUCUUUAUUUCAAAAUCAAAAAGCGCGGUGCGCGAGAGUACAGCGGGAAGAGUCAGUUAACAUAGUCUUAUGAGUCAUCCUGUAAGCUUAGUGUACAUAGGGCUUGCUCUUCUUCCUCUAAAGAGUUUAUGUUUGGUCGUCCUGCAAUAGAAAGAAAAUAGAAUGCAUUAGUAUAUCAUACAUAGCAAUUUCAACUCCGUUACAAUAUUGUUAACUGAAUGACGCGGAAUACACCAGUCAUUGACCUUGGCAGCUGUAUUAUUGUGCUUCGUUUCUUGUGUUCCGAGUUUUAGGCUGCAUAUUUCCCAUAUAUUCUGCUUGAAGUCCUCGUGUUUUUAGAGCUCAAAGAAAUCACUGCUUAUUGAAAUUCAUUAUGUGGAAGUCCCUGACUUUUUCACUAUCGUCUUUCAGUCUCGUUCGUUGCGCUUCAACUGCGACGGGAUCAGCUCCACGUAUGAAAACCUUUUCCAUUUACAGAUGGAACCCCGAUAAACGUGGCGAAAAACCCACCAUGCAAAACUAUCAAGUCGAUCUUAAUGAUUGUGGACCUAUGGUCUUGGAUGCUUUAAUCAAGAUAAAGAAUGAACAAGAUCCUACCCUGACAUUUCGACGUUCUUGCCGUGAGGGGAUAUGUGGUUCUUGUGCAAUGAAUAUAGAGGGUCGUAAUCACCUUGCCUGUAUAUGGGAGAUAGAUCCAGAUAUCAACAAGACAACUAAAAUAUAUCCAUUGCCUCAUAUGUAUGUAAUUAAGGAUCUAAUUCCAGAUAUGAAUAAUUUUUAUGCUCAGUACCGUUUUAUUGAGCCUUAUUUAAAGAAAAAGAAUGUGGAUGAAGAAGAUAUUGGAAAGAAGACUUAUUAUCAGUCAGUAGAAGACAGAGCAAAGCUAGAUGGGCUUUAUGAAUGCAUUCUGUGUGCUUGUUGUUCUACUUCAUGUCCAUCUUAUUGGUGGAAUGGUGAUAAGUAUUUGGGUCCCGCUGUUCUGCUUCAGGCUUACAGAUGGUUAGUCGAUUCACGUGAUGAUUAUACGUAUGAACGUUUGGCUGAGUUCCAAAACAAGUGGUCACUUUAUCGAUGUCAUACUAUUAUGAAUUGCACAGAAACAUGCCCAAAAUUCCACUUUAAAAAGUGGCUGAACGUUUUCUUAAAACGGUUACGUUUUUGUGAAGACUGAUUUCACAUAUCAUCGCUCCUCAUAUUCACAAUUUUAUAAUGUUGACGUUGCAAUUUCAUGUUGUGUGCAUGUUUUAUAAUACUUGAACUAAUGUUCAACAACAGAUUAAUUCAGCCGUGAGUAACUUAUUAUGUUUUUUGUAAUCGAUAGUAAAAGAUCCUUCCCCAAGAACGACGAUAUUAGCAAAAUCUUACUUUUCCUUCACCUUAUAUCAGACAAUUGAUUUAUACAAUUUCGAAAAUAACUUUGUAGUAUUUCGAUCUUUUUACUCAGAUGACUUUUAUUAAAGUCUUCAUUGUCAUUUUGGAGCCAAUUCACUUAGGCAAUAAUGUAUUAUUAGCUUGCAAUUGUUCGUUCAUAUAUCACUCGGCAAAUUUUGACGCUAGUAUCUUUUAGGUUAGCUAUACUUAAAGCGGUAAGCGAUCGCUGGAGAUGCAGUGUCACGAAUAGUACAGUAUGAUCCGUGUACGUCAAUAGCGUCUGUCAGUAACAAGACUGACACACUAUAUCGCUACGGGGAUAGCGAUAUUAGCAUAUGAAGGACAAGUUCCGUAUGUCUUGACAUGAUCAACUAGCUUGUGAGGACACUGCGAGUCGAAAAACAAAAUUUCGGCAAUCGAUUCUUGAUACGUACACUGAAGACCAUGACAUUUAAAAUAACAAGGAUCAUGACUGGUAACUGAAACUCACUGACUUUGCAGGUUGUGACCAAUAAGUUGUAUAUGUUUCUUAUACAUUCAUAGAUACGUAUUAUCAGUUUGUACGUACGUAUGUGUGCUGUCUGGUAGCUUGUUUCGUAGUCACUACACUUAUUUUACAGUAAACGUUAAUCUUAAAAAUAUGACUAACCACAUAACUUCCUUCUGAUACUAAUGCUCCUAGGCUGUUUGUAAAUAUAUGUUAAUUUAUAUUCGUAUACGUUUCAUGUAAACUUUUUUAGGGAUUGAAUCCUGGUUUGGCUAUUGGAGAGAUUAAGAAAAUGCUAAUCUAUUUCAAUCAGUAUAAACACAAGAAACCGGAGACGAGAACUGUUUAGACCAUAUGAUCACAUUAAUCACGUAUUUUCUCGAAUUCGGCUAACUUACUAUUUCUAGUGAACCCUCACUAAUUUUUUUUCAAUUUCUAAUUUAACUUACAAAUACAAAUUUGUUUUUUUGUUGUCGAAACUUUAAAGUGAAGUAACUUAAUAUUUCAUCUUUAAAAAUUGUAAUAACUUCAUAUAAUAUAUAAUAUCGACUGUCAGUGGGAAGAUAACUUAGGAUUUCAAGUUAGAAGAUAUAACGCUUACUGUUUGUUGCAGGUUCGUUCACUUGACAGUUUUUUCUAACAUUAUUAACCUUGAACAUAAAAGGCAAUAUCUAACCUCAGAAUCUCCUAAAUCAACUUAACCGUUGCUACAAAUAUGCUACAUCGCUAUCAAUCAUAAUUACAUUGGUUUUAUAUGAA